Messenger RNA from Scheffersomyces coipomensis, 1678 nucleotides. Its product is annotated as asparagine--tRNA ligase. The coding region runs from base 114 to 1586 and encodes 490 amino acids. Gene Ontology annotation, cellular component: mitochondrion. Gene Ontology annotation, molecular function: asparagine-tRNA ligase activity; ATP binding. Lineage: Eukaryota; Fungi; Ascomycota; Pichiomycetes; Serinales; Debaryomycetaceae. Gene Ontology annotation, biological process: asparaginyl-tRNA aminoacylation. The transcript has a single exon. The record is from RefSeq and is a predicted model, not a curated record.
AAAAUUGAGUCACUGAAUUUUUGCGCUUACAAUAUCAAACGAAAAAUAUUAGUGGUUAUGAAAAAUCAAACUAUUACCAUUAAAGACAACUUCAUAGUUACACGCAACACUCCAUGAGAGGUAUUAUAAGGCAAAGUAGUAGGUAUUUGUCUACCUUAAAGCCUACUAUCAAGGAAUUAUUAUCAAAUCCUCCCCAAGUCGAGAGCUUGAUAACUGCUCUGGGUCAUAUUAAAUCAAUUCGACAUGGGAAAACAGCUGGAUUCAUAGAUGUAAGUGAUGGUUCAUCUCAUUCAAACUUGGCUGUUGUUAUAAAGAAACCAGAUGAAGUGCUUCCCAAACUACAGUUAAAGCUCGGCCAAAGUGUUAACAUUAAAGGAUCAUGGAUAGAAUCUAAAGGUACUCAACCAUAUGAGCUUGUUUAUAAUAUUGAUGAUCAAAGUCAUGAUAUAGCUAUAAUAGGAGAUGUACCUGAAACGUAUCCAAUUCAAAAGAAGAAUACCACUAUGCAGAAUUUACGUCAAUUGCCCACGUUAAGACAUAGAACAUCCACCCUUGCAUCAAUUUUAAGAUUUAGAAGUUUUCUUGAAUCGAAAUUUAUGGAAUUUUUUAAUGGUCGUCAAUUUAUAAAAGUUUCACCACCUAUAGUUACAUCAUCUGAUUGUGAAGGUGCAGGUGAACAAUUCAGAAUUGAAUCACUUACGAAGUUGAAUGAUUCACAAAAGGAGCCAGAAGACUUCUUCUUUGGUAAGAGUGCUUUCUUGACUGUAUCUACUCAACUUCAUUUAGAAGUACUUACCCUAAGCUUAAACCGAGCAUGGACUUUGACUCCUUGUUUUAGAGCAGAAGUAUCAAAUACUAAUAGACACUUGAGUGAAUUCUGGAUGUUAGAAGCUGAAAUGUGUUAUAUAACUGAACUUAAUCAAUUGACUAGAUUCACUGAAGAAAUGAUAAGAUAUGUUACUCAGGCUGUAAAAGAUUCAAAUGAUGAUUCACCAGGAAAUGGUAUUGAUUUGAUCAAUUCUAGAUUCAGUAGAGAAGAAGCUGAGAAAAUGAAACAAAGAUGGGAUUCGAUUUUGACUGAAAAAGAAUGGCCCUCGAUUACAUAUACAGAAGCCAUUGAAAUUAUCAAUAGAGUAAUGAAUAAGGGCCGUCUGAAAAAUAGACUUACUUGGGGUGACUCGAUCCAAACUCCUCAUGAGAAAUGGUUAGCUGGUGAAUAUUACAAGUCUCCUGUCUUCAUAACUGAUUAUCCAAAGGCUGAAAAGCCAUUCUAUAUGUUAACAUCUAACUCAUAUUCUGAAGACAAGCCUACAGUAGCUUGUUUUGAUCUCAUUCUUCCAGAAAUAGGUGAAUUAAUAGGAGGAUCCUUAAGAGAACAUAAUUAUCAAAAACUACUUGAAGAUAUCGAAGAAAAAGACAUGAAUAAAGAUGAAAUAGAAUGGUAUCUUUCCACUAGACAAAAUGGAACUGUCCCACAUGGUGGUUUUGGAAUGGGAUUUGAAAGGUUAGUAGCUUAUUUAUCAUCGAUGGACAAUGUCAAGGAUGUGAUCCCAUUCCCAAGGGUCUCUCAAAGCUGCUCAUGUUGAUCUUACUCUUGUAAAUAGACCUUGUAUUAGUAUAAAUAGAUCAAAUUCAUGUAAAUAAAAUAGCCUAUUUUGCAAUUUAUUACGUAAUCGAA